AUGUCCUGUCAGAUGAAGUUAAUAGAAAUGCAUAAUGUUGUGGUACUCUUUGUUCGUGAAGUAUAUCAGGCACAAUGCCGUGAGGAGAAGAUGGUGGAUGCUCGUAGUCGGAGGGAAGAUCUUGAUGGAACAAUUAUUGGCAUAAACUCUGUGAGCGUUUCACGCUCAAGGACUGCAAUCUGCCCUAUUAACCCCAAGUUCCUUCCUCAGUCUGAAGCUGAGUGGGAGACCUGCUUGAGGACUAUAUAUUGCACCAAUAUCAGCAAAAUUGUUUGCCACCUUAAGCUUCUGGAUAAUGAAGAUCGCUCCACAAAUAUAGCUUUUAUUGAGUUUGCUGAGGUUGAUGGUGCUAUUGCUGCUCUUAUGUCCGGCGGCAUUUACGUGGAUGGCAUUCCUAUCAGGAUGUGCCCACCCAAGAGCCCGAUAAGGACCUAUUGCUUUGGGAGCCCAACUGCGCUGGAAGGGACCAUUGGUGGAUACUAG
Miscanthus lutarioriparius is the source of this 483-nucleotide messenger RNA. The record is from the annotation of a GenBank genome assembly. Lineage: Eukaryota; Viridiplantae; Streptophyta; Magnoliopsida; Poales; Poaceae.